AUGGAGGGUGGACUGAUCACUUCCAUUUAUUCCUUAUUUAACAUCAUUAGACAACUACGCAACAGCAGCGACAAUCCUCAUUGCAGAAGUGAAUCGCAUGACUCUCCUACGCUCUCCUCAGCCGCUGUGGUCGACGCAGUGGACGCUUCCGACUACCCUGAUGACCUAGAGAAUAUAGAAAUAGAAGAGGAAGAGGAGGCGGAUGCAAGGUUUGCGCAGCAACCUCCCAGUGCUUCCCAUGCCGUCCCUCUUUCGAUGUUAUCAUCGCAUCCUCGUACCAUUAAAGAGGUUGACGAAGCUGAAUUAGCCGACUCGUUGGCUGCUAUUUCUGGACCUGUUGGACGUCGUAGGCCCACGCCUUUUAGUCUCUCAGUCUCCUCGCCGAACGCCUACGAUCAGGCCUCUGAGAGUUUCCAUAGUCCUCCUUGUCCGGAUCCACGGAGACGCCGGGCAGCCACGGACGCCGUAUCCGUUUCGGGCAGUUGCAGCAGCGGCGGUGGUGGAGGGGGCUCCGACAGUCUCAAAACCUCCGCUGGUGGUAUCUCCGCCACGCCUCACGUCGCCCCGCCCAUCUCCGCUCCGUGGUAUCAACCCCAUAUACCUCGCGAAUUGGCUCUGGAUAUGCUCUCACGACAACCAGUGAGUUUAAGUCACCAUUUCAGUGAAACCACUAAAUUUACUCAAGUAGUAACGACCCGAGUUUGCCAUGGUCAAUGA
Molecule: messenger RNA, 717 nt
Organism: Hydatigera taeniaeformis
Lineage: Eukaryota; Metazoa; Platyhelminthes; Cestoda; Cyclophyllidea; Taeniidae
Source: the annotation of a GenBank genome assembly